Messenger RNA from Asterias rubens (European starfish), 2073 nucleotides. Its product is annotated as CD63 antigen-like. Lineage: Eukaryota; Metazoa; Echinodermata; Asteroidea; Forcipulatida; Asteriidae. Bases 420 to 1319 code for a protein of 299 amino acids. The record is from RefSeq and is a predicted model, not a curated record. The transcript is spliced from 8 exons. Gene Ontology annotation, cellular component: membrane.
CGUAACCGCACUUUAUUUUCGUCACGGUCAACAAGCAAAGUUGUCCUUUCUUUGAUUUUAACUCCUCCUUUUAAAAAGCAAAACAUGGAGGAAGGGUAAUGAUUGUAUAGCUGCACUACUUACUGUAUACAUUCAGUUACCGAUAAAAACUAAAUUAUCUGUUGGAAUCUACCUGGAAUCUACGGUCAAAAGAGACGUUUCGCUAGUAUUGGGACAACUCUCUCUCUCGCCCUUCGUCGUAUGGAAGUUCUAUCCACCAUGAGUCAUGACCAUGAAAAAACUGAUGGAUUUCAGCGAUGUGGAAUGAAACUUGAAAGUCCGUCAGUGGAGUUGUAAUGCUACACACCCGUCGAACUCAACUGCUUGACAACAAUCAGCAAAAGUUUCAAGCGAAAUAAACUCUCUAGUCAUCAACAGCUAUGGCAUCCGGGAUCGAUAAGCGAUAUAAAGGUGUCACUCGUGCAAAGUGCUGCGCCCAUUUCUUCAACCUCGUACUCAUGAUCAUUGCUUCAGCUGCUAUCGGGGUCAGCGUUUGGAUCUUUAUCACAAUCUGGCAACACCCAGCCAGAGAGGGCGCUCUUCACAUUGUCGGCAUAUUCUACUACGUGUGUAACAUUGUGCCAGCAGGAGUGGGCAUCAUCGUACUGUUGAUUGCUUUUAUUGGCGUGUGUGGACUGUGUUCCAUGCACAGAUGUACCCUACUGUGGUAUUUCAGUCUCAUCAUCGUGGCGUUUGUUCUCACAAUUGGAGGCGGUAUUUUCAAUUUCAUAUUUUAUUUUCAGCUGCAGGGAAAUAUUGCCAGUAGUCUUCUGACGAAUGUUAAGGAGGAGUAUGGAUUGUACGGGUUUGAAGAACUGACCAAAAGCAUCGAUUCCGUUCAGAUUCAGUUUGAGUGUUGUGGAAGCCUGUCAUACACAGAGUGGAUAACAAGCGAAUGGCAUCGUAUUGAAGGGUUGUCACAUUUUAGGGACAGGGACGUCCCGACCAUUCCACCGUCCUGCUGUACGAUGACGUCCAAUAACAUGAACGCGCCGAUGCCAAUGAACUUAAGUCUUUGCUCGGACCGUGAUUUGACGACCUAUCCCAAUAAGUACAUGCAUAGUCAGAACUGCAGCGAGUUGUUAUACAAGUGGUUGGAACUCUUCACAAAAAUACUUGCUAUUGCUUGUGCUGCUCUGUUUUUAGCGGAGUUGAUGACAGUCGUGGCUUUAGCUGUGCUCUUUCGGCGUCUUGGACCCGUCCGUUAUGAAGAGAAGAAAUUGAUGAACCGAUUACAAGGGGAUCCUGACUGGGAGAAAAGACACAAGAGGAGGCGGUGAAAUAAUCUAUCUUUACCUAAAGAAACUAUAGGACUAGCUUCAGAGCCGAACAACACCUGCUGGAGAAACAAACUAUUACUGCCGGAUGCGGUUAUGUUAUUAAGAACCAAACAAUACCUGCAAGAUUUGGAUGUGUUUACAAUUAAACAGUACCUGCUAGUGCUAGAUGUGGCUAUGUGAAGAACCAAACAAUACCUGCUGGAUUUGGAUAUGUUAAGAACCAAACAAUACCUUCUACAUGUAGAUGUGGAUACGUUAAGAACCAAGCAAUACAGGCUGCUGGAUGUGGAUAUGUUAAAGAAACAGCAUUAUUUCUGCUGGAUGUGGAUACGUUAAGAACCGAACAAUACCUGCUUGAAUGUGGAUAUGUUAAGAAACAAAUUAUUUCGGCUAGAUGCGAGUAUGGUAAGAACCGAACAAUUCUGGUUCCAACAUCAGUUUCUUGUUAUUUGUGAAAGUGCCAAAAUGUGUACGGAGGUGAUGACUCAAUGUUUAUCAGUGUUUGAGAAGCAGAAAUGAGAAAGGAUUACCCUUUUUGUUUUACCCCAGAAAAAACAUCAAGUUUGUCAUUCAAUAGCUGGAAAGUGAAAAGCAAUCAAAGCUACCAUAUAUAUAUCAGCCACUGCACUCAUUAUCAUUUUCCUACAGUUUCCAACUGCCAAACAUCAUGCCUGUUGUGAAGGCACCAGGGCCCAAUUUUAUAGAGCUGCUUAGCACCAAAAUUUGCUUAGCAUGAAACAUCUUCCUUCAUAAA